Molecule: messenger RNA, 195 nt
Organism: Dentiscutata erythropus
Lineage: Eukaryota; Fungi; Glomeromycota; Glomeromycetes; Diversisporales; Gigasporaceae
Source: the annotation of a GenBank genome assembly
AUGUCAAAUUAUUAUGAAAGUAAUAUCAGAGGUGGAAAAACUAUACCAAUACUUACCAAAUUUGAUAAUACCUCAGCUUCGAAGAACCCAACGGCAACAAAUAUAUUAACUUACAAACCGACCAGAAGUACAAUUAAUCCUGCAAUCACUACCAACAUUGAAAACGCAAAAUGUCGAAGUAUUAAACUGUUCUGA